AAAAAUUACUUAUUUUUUUAAUCUUUUUUUUAAAAGAUAGUCUAUAAUAUUUUAAUUUUUUCACAUAAUAUAUUCAAGAUCAUAAUUAAAUAAUACUUUUAAUAUAUUUUAUAUAAUUUUAAUUUAAUAUCAUAUAAUUAAUUAUUUUUAAAUUUCUUAAAUUUCGUAACAAUUAAAAAUCUUUUUUUUUUUUGUUUAAAAUAUGUCAUCCAUUUAAGAAACGGAGUAUGUUGCUGGGCCAGCCAGGCCCUAUAUAAAUGUUCAUUUUUUUUUUAUUGUAGCAAAUCAUCAUUUCUUUUGUAUCUUCUCUUGUUGCGUGAUUUGUUACUGUUCACCCAAAGGAGGAUCCCGAUCUUUGUCAGGAGUCGCUAUGGCUUCAAAGCGGAUCUUGAAGGAGCUCAAAGAUCUUCAAAAGGAUCCUCCUACUUCUUGUAGCGCUGGACCUGUUGCUGAGGACAUGUUUCAUUGGCAAGCAACGAUCAUGGGUCCUUCCGACAGUCCUUAUUCUGGUGGGGUUUUUCUGGUGACAAUUCAUUUUCCUCCAGAUUAUCCAUUCAAGCCACCUAAGGUGGCUUUCAGGACAAAAGUUUUCCACCCAAACAUAAACAGCAACGGGAGCAUAUGCCUUGACAUUUUGAAGGAGCAGUGGAGCCCUGCCCUAACAAUUUCCAAGGUGUUGCUUUCGAUAUGUUCUCUUCUGACGGACCCGAAUCCUGAUGAUCCUUUGGUCCCCGAGAUUGCACACAUGUACAAGACAGAUCGGAACAAGUACGAGACUACUGCAAGGAGCUGGACCCAGAAGUAUGCCAUGGGCUAAAUGCACAUCGGUAUUUGUGGGAUCAAGACAUUGUACUUUCAGAUAUUUGUUAUUUACAUUGAAUGCAUUGAUGAGUUAAAAUCUGUUCUUUGAGCUAUACCAUGGGCAGUGGGGAGAGUCCAUGUCUUAAACGAGGGGAGGAAAAUGAUGAAUGCUGCUCUUUAAUGAUUGUAUGAUCAAUUUGAUCUUUGAAAGAAACCAAUGAAUUAACCUUUUCUUGCAA
Messenger RNA from Capsicum annuum, 1040 nucleotides. Its product is annotated as SUMO-conjugating enzyme UBC9. Gene Ontology annotation, cellular component: nucleus. The record is from RefSeq and is a predicted model, not a curated record. Gene Ontology annotation, molecular function: ubiquitin conjugating enzyme activity. Bases 371 to 817 code for a protein of 148 amino acids. NCBI's taxonomy places the organism in Eukaryota, Viridiplantae, Streptophyta, Magnoliopsida, Solanales, Solanaceae. Gene Ontology annotation, biological process: protein polyubiquitination. The transcript has 5 exons.